Messenger RNA from Petromyzon marinus (sea lamprey), 1825 nucleotides. RefSeq names its product junctional adhesion molecule A-like. Gene Ontology annotation, cellular component: bicellular tight junction. The record is from RefSeq and is a predicted model, not a curated record. Gene Ontology annotation, biological process: establishment of endothelial intestinal barrier; intestinal absorption; cell adhesion. NCBI's taxonomy places the organism in Eukaryota, Metazoa, Chordata, Hyperoartia, Petromyzontiformes, Petromyzontidae.
ACACGAGAACACCCCCCCUCCUCCCUCCCCCCCACACCUGCCUGUUGUAGUUACACUCCCCGCCAGGUACCGGAGUGCGGAACGCGGAACGCAGGCGAUCCGCCCGUUCUUGAUUUCCUUGCACCGGAGGAGGCCUUUAAAGCCAUCGAUUACUUUAGAUUCACACGGAGGGGGAGAGAGAGAGAGAGAGGAAAGGAGAAGAGAUUUUUUUUUUAAAACAACUAAAAAAAAUGUUUCUCCUCACGGCGCUCUGCGUCCUCGCCGCGUCUCGAGCUGGAUUCGUCUCUUCGCUCACGCUGACCACAAGCAACUCGAAGGUCAAGGCGCAAGAAGGCAGCGGGGCGGUACUGUCGUGUUCCUACACUGGCAAUCCCGAGAUCGUCUGGAAGAAAGUGAAGUCAACCGGCACCGUCUUGGUGUGGAAGAACGGCUUCCUCAAUGACCUCAAGGACCGGGCGACCAUCACGGGUGCCGACAUCAGCAUCAGCAAGACGGUGCGCACGGACAACGCGCUCUACCGCUGCGAGGCCACGGAGGGCACCGAGUUCCGGGAGGUCUCCGUGGAUCUGGUGAUACCAGUGCCGCCAAGGCGGUGCGUGUGGAGGUGCCGUCGUCGGGCAACUUGGGUGGCACGGUGCGCCUCGUGUGCAGCGAGCCGGACGCCCAGCCCCCGCCCACCUACACCUGGACCCGGGGGGGCAACCUCAUCUUCCCCCAGACGCCGAACAACGACCCCCGCUUUGCCAACACCACCUACAGCCUCGACCCCACGGGGUCCGUGCUGACGCUGAGCUCCUUGACUCUGUCGGAUACCGGGGACUACUUCUGCACCGCGAGCAAUGAGGCCGGCACCCUCAAAUCCUCAACGGUCCACAUGUCCGUGUACCAGACGAACCAUGGAGCCAUCGCGGCCGCGGUCAUCAUCCCGCUGCUCAUCCUCUGCCUCAUUGCCAUCGCCCUCUUCUUCGCCUACCGCAAGGGUCACCUGCCCGUCGGCAAGAACAGGAAGCAGACCACCGUGCAGAAACCUCCAGCAGCCAUGGAGUACCUGUCUGUGGCGGACGAGGGCGACUUCCGACACAAGCCAUCGUUCGACCUUUAACUUCCAGCUCCCGACCUUCCCGACCUCCCGAAGCCCCCUCACCCUCUCACUCCACGGCUAGCGAGGGAAAUCCGUUUAUAAUCCGCUAAUGCCCCAAACGCCUCGCUACCCGCAAAGCAACAAAAAUAUAUCACGAAAAGUAACUUCAAAUCACGCUGGGGCCGAAGAGGCAUGGAAUCCGUUUUUGUAAGCGCGUACGCGAGCCCCGUCGAUUUUUUUUCUCUCUUUUUGUAUUUUUAUCGCCCGGCAUGUUUCAUUUUUAGGACUUAACGAUGAUGAUAAGUUUAUUAUGUAACCGCUUAACCCCCUUCCCCCCCCCCCCCCCGAACUAUAUUGAGAUGCGUUGGCCGCUUGCAUUGCCCCUUGUACCAUUUUAACACGUAGUAAGUAGCUGGCUUUCGCGACCAGUAUCCAUAACGGAGGGUGGCUGGCGGGUGAUGUUUUGGUUUAGGUCACGUGAAUCUAAAUGUGUCGUUGUCAAACCCGCCACCACCCGCCCGACCACGCAGCCAAAUCGGCAAAGGUUUGUCACGUUAACACAAGCGUGGCAAUUUGGUUACUGGCUGAGCACCCCCCGGCCCGGCUGUGUGUUUUACGGUUCGAACGCCGUGACGUUUCGCCCCACGGGUACAGCAACCGGCUUCGUCAGGUUGGAGGCAGAAUUGGAUGGUCCGCCCCCACAGUAUACCGCUCGCCUCUUUUGGCGUCCUCGUGCUCCGUAGC